Messenger RNA from Hevea brasiliensis (rubber tree), 4364 nucleotides. Its product is annotated as TMV resistance protein N. Gene Ontology annotation, molecular function: ADP binding; protein binding. Gene Ontology annotation, biological process: signal transduction; defense response. Bases 533 to 4177 code for a protein of 1214 amino acids. NCBI's taxonomy places the organism in Eukaryota, Viridiplantae, Streptophyta, Magnoliopsida, Malpighiales, Euphorbiaceae. The record is from RefSeq and is a predicted model, not a curated record. The transcript has 6 exons.
AAAGGCUUUUGAAACUUGAUUAAAAGAACCUUUAAUCUCCACUAGCUACUCAAGGGUCUCUAUAAAAGAACCAGCUAUUGAGUAUUAGAGUAAAGAACCUGCAUGCUAGCAUCAUUUAACUUGUUCUCAAGCUCUGGCUCUGUCUGCGUCUCAGCUCCUCCUCCUAUGGUAGUCGAAACACAGCUGCAAAGAGACCUGAAUGACACAGAAUUCCAAGCUGAUCAGAUUUGCCAUGCUAGAUCUCCAUUGCCUUGUGUUUUCAAUUAUGCAUCUAUUCUUUUAAAUGACACUAACAAUGAAUAAUUCUAUCAACACACACAUGCACAAAAUAGAAAGAAAAAACAACGGUAUUUACGCUCCUUGAGAUGGCUUCGGUUUUAAUGGCAAUGCAUUCAAGAAGCAGAUGAUGAAAUUUGAGUUUGCUCAAUUUAUAGUGGUUUCCAGCCACCACGCAAGAAUCAGAUGUGGAAAGUGAGAAAUUGCUUGUGUAAUGGAGAAGAGUCACCUGGUGUAAAUACACUUGUAAGCUCUGAUGGCUUCCACGAGUAUCCAAAUAGCUUCUGCUUCAUCUUCAGUUUGUUCAGCUUCUUCAAGUCCUCAAUGCAAAUAUGAUGUGUUCCUAAGUUUUAGAGGUGAAGACACCCGCAGAAGCUUCACAGAUCAUCUGUAUGCUGCUUUAAACCAGAAAGGAAUAAUUGUCUUUAGGGAUGACCCAAGUCUUGAGAGAGGGAAAGAAAUUGCUCCAGAACUUUUGAAAGCAAUUGAAGAGUCAAGGUUUUCAAUUGUUAUUUUCUCAAGAAAUUAUGCUUCAUCAAGCUGGUGUUUGGAUGAACUUGUCAAGAUUCUUGAGUGCAUGAACACUAAGGGACAAAUAAUUUUCCCAGUGUUCUAUAAUGUUGAUCCUUCUGAUGUACGGAAACAAAAAGGGUAUUUUGAGAAAGCUUUUGCUAAGCAUGAGGAAGAUUUUGGGAAGAAUGCAGAGAAGGUUAAAAAGUGGAGGGUUGCUCUGACAAAGGUAGCCAAUCUAUCUGGAUGGGAUUCACAUAACAGGCAUGAAACGAAGUUGAUCCGAGAUAUUGUUGAAGAUAUAUUUGGUAGACUGAAUCAUGCGUUCUCAGCCCCACCUAAGAAUCUAAUUGGAAUAGAUUAUCAUCUGGAGAAACUGAAUUUGUGCUUAGCUGUGAGGUCUGACGAUGUUCGCAUUGUAGGCAUCCAUGGGAUGGGUGGGAUUGGAAAGACAACUCUUGCUAGAUUAAUUUUUGACAGAAUAUCUAAUCAAUUUGAAUCUAGCAGCUUUCUUGCCAAUGUUAGGGAGGUUUCUGAAAGAAAUGGUCUACUUGUUCUCCAAAAUCAGCUUCUUUGUGAAAUCUUGAAGGAAGAGAAUGUUAAAAUAUGGGAUAUUGGCAAAGGAAGCAAUAUGAUAAGGAAUAGACUUUGUCGCAAAAGGGUUCUUGUUGUUCUUGAUGAUGUCGAUAAACCAGACCAAAUAGAAAAUUUAGUUGGAAAGAAUUAUUUGUUUGGCUCAGGAAGUAGAAUCAUAAUUACUACUAGAGAUGCACAUUUGCUUGUUCAGCUUGAUGUAGAUGCAGUGUAUAAGAUGGAGGAAUUAAAUCACGAUGAUGCUUUUAAACUAUUUAGUUUGAAAGCGUUUAAGAGUGACCAUCCUGUGGAAGGUUUCAUAGAGCUGUCCAAAGAAGUUGUGAGAUAUGCUCAAGGACUUCCAUUGGCCAUUGAAGUUCUUGGUAGCUUUUUGUAUGGUAAAAGUGUAGAUGAAUGGGUAAGUGCGUUGGGAAGACUAAAAGAAGAUUCUGAAAGGGAAAUUUUGGAUAGACUUGAAAUAAGUUUCCAUGGACUAAAACCAACAGAAAAGAAGAUAUUUCUAGAUGUUGCAUGUUUUUUCAAGGGGAUGGAUAAAGAUUAUGUAAUGAAUUUGCUUGACAGUUUUGGUUUUUAUGGAGCUAUUGGAAUUCGUGUUCUCAUUGAUAAAUCCCUAGUAACUAUUGUUGACAAUAAUAGAUUGUGGAUGCAUGAUUUGUUGCAAGAAAUGGGGCAAAAGAUUGUUUGGAAAGAAUCACCCGAUGAGCCAGGAAAGCGCAGCAGGUUAUGGGUUGAUGAUGAUGUCUAUCAUGUGUUAACUGAAAAUUUAGGAACAGAAGCAGUUGAAAUGAUGACUUUCAACUUAUUUAAACAAAAUGAGGUAAACUUGGGUGCCAAAGCCUUCUCAAAGAUGCGCAAACUAAGACUCCUCAAAAUCUCGAGUGUACAACUUUCCCAAGGCUUAGAUUUCCUUUCUAAUGAGAUAAGACUUCUUGACUGGCAUGGAUACCCUUUGAAAUCUCUGCCAUUAUGCUUCAAACCAGAAAAACUUGUUGAACUGGACAUGCCUUGCAGCUGCAUCAAACAACUGUGGAAUGGAACCAUAACUUUAGAGAGGUUAAAAUUUGUCAAUCUCAGCCAUUCAGAAGCCCUAAUAAGAACCCCUGAUCUCACUGGGGCUCCAAACCUUGAGAAACUAAUUCUUGAAGGUUGUACAAGUUUAGUAGAAGUUCACCCAUCAAUUUGGCUUCUCAAAUGGCUCAUCAUCUUAAAUAUGAAAGAUUGCAGAUGCCUUCAUACGCUUCCCAUCAGCAUUGAAAUGCAAUCUUUACAAGUUCUUAAUCUCUCUGGCUGCUUUAAAUUGAAAAAGUUCCCUGAAAUUGAAGGAAAUAUGGAACACUUAUCAGAGCUGUAUUUAGAUGGGACUGCUAUUGAAGAACUACCAUUGUCAAUUGAACAUCUCACUGGCCUUGUCCUGUUGAAUCUAUCAAAUUGCAAAAACCUUGUCAGUCUUCCAAGCAGCAUUUGUCAUUCCAAUUCUCUUAAAACUCUCGCUCUUUCUGGCUGCUCAAAACUUGAUCAGUUGCCAGAGAAGUUGGGAAAUGUGGAAUGCUUGGAGGAACUUGAUAUCAGUGGGACGGCCAUGAGGCAAAUGCCAUCUUCCAUUGCCCUCUUGAAAAACCUCAAGACAUUAUCUUUUCGGGGAUGUGGAGUCCAACCACCUAAACCAUGGAGUUCUCUUCUUAGCAACUUUCUGCUUCCAAGAAAAAGUGCAGAUUCCAGGUCUUUGUUGUUGCCUUCCUUGUCAAGUUUGCAAUCCUUGACAUUACUAAAUCUAAGCAAUUGCAAUUUGCCGGAAGGUGUAGUUCCGAGUGAUCUUGGUUCCUUAUCAUCGUUAAAGAUAUUGGAUUUAAGUGAUAAUGAAUUUGUUAGUCUACCCGUGAGCAUCAGUCAACUAUCAAGGCUUGAAGCCCUUCACUUGGAGGGUUGCAAAAGGCUUCAAUCACUGCCAGAUCUCCCAGCAAAUGUAGAAUUUGUAGGGGCAGAUGAUUGUAUUGAGCUGGAAAAUUUCCCAAAUCCUCUAAAGUUGAGCACUUCGGAGCGUUCAAGAUUUAAUCUUUUCAAUUGCCAUAGAUUGGUUGAUGAUCACAACUACAGUAUUUGGGCAUGGACAUGGCUGAAAACAUAUCUUAAGGGACUUCCUCGUCCAACAAACAGUUUUGAUGUUUGUCUUCCUGGAAGUGAAAUUCCAGAAUGGUUCAUAAAUCAGAGCAUGGGAUCUUCAGUAAGUAUAGAUCUACUCCCGCAUUGGAAUGAUAGUGAUCUGAUGGGAUUUGCUAUGUGUGCUAUUUUUAGACUUCGACGUCUAGCUUCUUUCAAUUAUAGAAGAUCUGACUAUCAUAGGCCAAAAAAUGUUGUUCUAGCUUGUUUCUUUAUGAAUGAAAAAGGUGAGUUCCUCUUCAACAAUCACGCAAGAGCCUGGUUCCCUACCUGUAGCUUAGUGAAAAAUUGUGCCCAAAUUGGGUCAGAUCACCUUUGGCUGCUCUUUAGACGCUCAUACCUUGACAAGGACUCACUGAACGAACUUAAUCGCAUUAAGGUUUCGUUUAGGGGCCAACCAGGAUCUGAUUGGGACUUGGAAAUUAGGAAGUGUGCAGUCCGCCUUGUAUAUUCACAAGACUUGGAAGAGUUGAACCAAACAAUCAUCAGCAACUCUUUAAAUGAGGAUAUGGACAUCCUCUGUGAUGAUUUUGACUCAUCAAGAAAUGGAUCGACUGGGCAAAACUUUAAUGACUCAGAACCUGGCGGAAGUAGAAACUCCACAGAAGAAAAACAACCUAAAAGACUUAGAAAGAUUUGAAUUUGUAUUUAUUUUUAAGUUGACAGAAACUAUCAUUGGAGGAAAGGGCCUCACACAAACCUUUAUUACCAUGCUUGUUUCCAGGAAUGUUAGGAAAACCUUAUUGCUGCUUUGUUAUUUUGAUAUUUAUUGUAUGGUUUUUGUUCAUUUCACAAUUAAAAUCUUUAUUAUCAACAGAUUUGGAAAA